UCGGAAUGGGCGGCCCUCAUCGAUUUUGGGGCUGACUCGAUCCACCCUGGCUCCCCCUGUGCCUCCGCCCUCUGUCUCUCAAUCCGAGCCUCCCACCCGAGCCGAGCCCGCCCUUCGGGUCUCCGGUCGAUCCCAUGCCCCUUCGGGGGCGACCCCUACGGCCCUUGCGGCCGCUUUGAGCCCCGUGACCCCGUUGCGGCCGGGUUGUUUGACCUUGAGCGGCGAGCGUGAGAGCGAGGAGGUGUAUAAGAUCUCACCGGAAAAGGAGCUGCGGCCUUUGUCGAGUUCCGGGGGCGUGUUGGUGGACUGCGGCUCACUGACCGAGCUUCAUUCUUCUCAACAGGUGAGCGAGGUGGAGAUCAUCUCCCUGUUGGGCGAGGAGUUGCCCCGCUAUCAACUGCGGGCCGAUUACCUGACCCAGUUCAGCGGGUAUGAGCAUUCGGACUUUGUGAUCCAGACGCCGGUGUUGAACGCGGCCGAAUCGGAGCGGGUGAGCGGCUUGACCCCCGAGCAGGCCCAGGCCACGCUGGACUACUUUGUGACGUGCGGGGACCGCUUGUCGCAAAUGACCAAGACUUAUCAUGACGUGGAGGCGGUCACGCGACUUCUCGAGGAGAAGGAGAAGGACCUGGAACUGGCCGCCAAGAUCGGGCAGGAGCUUCUGGAACGCAACCGCUUCCUCGAAGAGAAGGUGUUUCAACUCGAGGCUCACAUUGCUCAAAACAACGAGCUGAUCACGCAACUGCGGCAUGAUCUCCAGAUCAAGACCGACCUAUUGCGGGUGUACGAUGCGGAUGCGGCCGACCUGGACGAGGCAUCGCCCCUCGAGAUCCGCAAUGUCAGUGUGGAUCUCCUCCAGCGAAAGAUCCAGGAAAUGCAGGAGGAGAACAAGAAACUCCACGAAGAGGCCACUGAGUUGGCCAAAGAAGCCAUUGAGGUUGAGGAAAAGGAAGAGAAAUUGGUCAGCGAAGCCGUGAAGCAUUUGAGCGAUGCCAACGUGCGGAUCUCUCAUCUCUCGGAAGAGUUCACUUGUAAAGUGGAUGAGAGCAGGAAACAAAAGGAGGAAAUCACCCAUCUCCUCGCCAAGGUGUGCGAUAUGCAAUCCAAAGUCAAGCUCUACUCAAGAGACAAUGAGGAAUUGCGAACCUCAUUGUGUGCCUACAAAGAGACCCAAGAAGAGUUGACCUCCGAGUUGACCGACUUCAAGGAGAAAUAUCGGGAGGUGGUGGAUUUGCUUCACGACGCCCAAGAUGAGCUCAAAAAGAGCCGGAAACGGACCUAUCCUGGAUUGGGACAGCAUUCCUUGCCCGGGAUGUUCACUUCUGGGGGUCAAAACGAACAGUCGGGAGAGGAUGGAACCAAAGAAUCGUCAUUGCUCUCGGAAAUCCAUUCCUCCCUUCGGUCUUCCAAGCGAAACUCGAAAAAAGCCUCGCGCCAAAGUUCAAAACUUGAUUCGGCCUCGGAUUUUUCGGACAGUGACCUCGAUUCCAGACGGUUCAAGGGUCGAUCAUCGAAUGCGGGCAUGUUCGGCUCGACCUUCGACACUUUCCGCAUUGCCACUGCCAACAGUAAAAUGGUACAUGGGGGUGGACCCGGGGAGCUUGAAUCUGUCCCCGUUACCUUGGGAUAUAAUCCAGGACAGGGAAGCUCGUUGGACAAGGAGUACUUCUUUGAGUCCUACACCGUGUCGCGUGAUAAUACCGCCUCACCAGAUUUCAUGGACCUCGAAUUCCGCUAUGGGGAGCUCAAUCCCGACGAUUUGGACGACGGGGACGAUAUUCCCAUAGGUGGGAUGGCCGAAAAUUACGUCGCAUCCGGGACAGCGGAAGCUCAAAUUCCCACCCUUGGAGGUCAUCCGGGAAUCGGUAGUCUUCCAGGCUUGGGUUCGGUCCCUAGCUUCGGUCAUCUCGGCCAUCCUGGACCCCAACGAGGUCACCAAGCUCCUUUCUCAAUGGGUGUUAUGAGCGAAGGCGUGUACUCCAACGACAGGGAUGAUCCCAAUGAGAGGGAAGAAUCCUCAAACGUACUUCGGGUCAAAACCGUGGGUGAGCUGUCAGUGCCUCAACUAGAGAUGGAUGCCUUGGCAUCUCCUUUAGGAUCCGUUCCAAGCUUGAGUCGGGACCAAUCUGAACCGCCUCCCUUCGGUCUUAUGCCCCUUGGAGGCGAGCCUUCGACUAUCCCCUUGGGACCCCUUGGAUCGAUACCCGGUGGCGGGGGAUUUGCACCCUCUGCUGGAGGAUUAGGAUCUCUUCCGUUUGGAACCGUCCCAAGUGGUGCUCGAGUGGGUGGUUCCAUGGCGGUAGAUACAUUUGGGGCGUCUUCAUUGCCCGGACAAUUCAUGAACUAUGAUUCCAGUGGCGGGUCACGCCUUUGCUUGACCAGAGAUUCUGGUGUGACGUCAAGUGACUUUUCAGAUGCCCACGGUCGCUUUUCGGCCAUCGGGGAUCGACAGGACAAUCCUGGUGAUGGCAUGUCAGAUGAUGGGCGUGGCUCCAACUUGAUGGGAAUGGAAGACUCCGAAUUCCGGGGUGGUUACCUGAAGGAUGAUGUUGACGAUAUGGCUGAACUCAAAUUUAGUGGCGAUAGUAGCUCAAUAGGUGGUGGUGAGCUCGAUAGUGUUCUCAAGUCCUUGAACCCUGAGGAGGUGGAGAGGCGAAGGCGGCAAUUAAGUCGAACCUACAGUUAUGACUUAGGAUCUGAUGGAUUCGAAAGUCCGGGCUCGUCCCUCUUUGGUAAACCCGGGUUCAACUUCCUUCCCUAUGGCGUCCGAACCCCCGAUAGUAUCAUGUCGACCGGUUCUCGUGACCUCAUGGGCUCAGGUGGAGGAUCUUUCGGAUAUUAUGGAGCCGGUUGGCGAUUGCCCGACAAGCUCCGGAUCGUCAAACCUCUGGAGGGCUCAUUAACCUUGCACAACUGGCAACGACUCGCCCGCCCACAUUUGGGGAACAUUCUCGAGGAGCGAGAAGGCGUGGCCAUGCGAGGAGCACUUCCAUCGGUCUUCUCCAGGAGUGAAGACUCGGAUUUUGAUCCACUUCUCCUGGCUCAGGACAAGAAUCUACCGCAAAUUGGUCCAAAACCAGAUACCUGGACGUUGGACACGAUCACCAAUUGCACUGUGCUUCAUCCGGACGAGACCUCGGCCCACACCCAAUUAACUUCCACCUAUGGGGGCGCUCAAAUGUCCAGCGGCUUUGGCCACCAAUCCAGACCUUCAACGGCAUUCUCAUCGCGGUGUUCGAGCCGCAUGUCCAGUCGGAGACAAUCCAUAUCAGAAUCGGGUUGGCGGCGAAGUGGCACUCUCACCUGUUCCAGUAACAUCGGAUUAGCCAAGGUACUCAACGAGCGCUCGAUCACCGGGUAUCUCAGUGACAGCACGCUCAGACUCGACCGCAGUGGGGUGUACAAUGAAGCUGCAUCCAUCGUGAGUCUCACGCCCAGUGUCAUCUCGACGCCUACAGGUGUGCGAUCAUUCUCCCCCACGGGCACGCCCCUCAACUCGCCUACACACACGCCUCCGGGUACACCUCCUAAUGAGCUGGAAGGAAGUGAGAACGGGUUUGUUCUGGGCUUCUUUGCCAGUUUGAGGAGCGCCCUCUACGGGGAGCAGAAGAAAGAGGUCCACACCCUCCGACAUCAGCGCAAACGGAAACAACUCAAGAAACUGGGCAUCCUGGAGCGAGUGGCAGAGGUGGGAGUGGAGAACUUGCUGAGCAGCUCUCCCGUCCCAUCCCAUCUGAGUGGAGGGAGUCGGGACUCUUCUAUGUCACGAGAAGACUCCUUGAGUAGAACAAUCUCAGAUUUCGACCUUCGCUUCAUGACCACUGACAUCCAAAGCAGUGAGCUAGUGGAUGUCGAGCCCGGUUCACUCACGCUUUCGCGGCCCAAAAAGAAGCCUUUGCCGCCCAACCACCGCGAAUCUACUCCUGAUCCUUUCAUGUUGACCUCGAGGGGUGCCAUGUCCAUUCCCGGUCUCCAGAGCCCGUGUAACAUCAGCUCGAUCUAUGGCUCGACCACGCACAAUGUGGUGGGUGGUCGUGGUCCAGGGCGUGUGAUUGCCAGUCCAGGGGAUCGGAGGGGUGCCGUGUUUCCGGGAUUAGGAGUACCAGGUCAACCAGGAACCGGGGCACUCCUGAAAUCUGCCUCAGGCAAACCGGCUGAACGCAUGGAUCUUGGGUCAGUUCCAACGAGCUCUUGCUCAGGAGGCAUUUACCAAGAUACAAGUGACGGUGGGUUCAUUGGGAGCAUCACGUCCAUGUUUUUCGGACGGAAAGGAGGCUUACUUUGAGCCCAGAGACAGUUAUCCAAUAGUUUAUCGUCGAGUCGUAGUUUGUGAAGAAGAGGGUAUAAUACAAAGACAACACACAUAACACACAUUCAAACACGGGAUGGAGAUUACUAUGUCAUGAUCAGUAUGCCUUAUGGAAAGUGCUGCGGCCGUGUCGAACGGCGUGUGAGGAGAACGAAGAAGAAAGAUUUGACUCUCCUUAUGAACAGGGCUGUGGUUCUUUUGUUUUUUCUUAUGUCGAAUCGGAUUGUUUGGUAAUUAUUUUGAAUGUUCCUAGCGCAUCUUUUAAUAUUGCUUGUGACUAGUAAGGAGUUGAAUGCGCCCAAUUCUCGGCACCGCCUGUUUCAUUUGUCAUUGGUCUGUUGACUAUCUCGCUCUUCAUUUGUCGCUUCCCCGUUUUUGAAACGAUCAAUAUUAAAUCAAUAUUUUUUUUUCGCUCAAUCCGUUCGUUUUGAAAUUUGCUAUGUCCUCGCUCCCCAUUGUCAAGCCAGAAAUUAACCUUGUGCUAAACUACCAAUCUCUGCUUUAGAAGUGCUCAUCCUACAACCAUGUUUUGAAUUAAUUCAACUGAUGGACUGGAUGAAUCUAGUCGACCGAAAUUGUGAGAAUACGUGAUGAACGAAUCAGUAAAAUUUACAAAAAUAAAGAGAUAUUCACAUUAAA
Molecule: messenger RNA, 4948 nt
Organism: Tigriopus californicus
Lineage: Eukaryota; Metazoa; Arthropoda; Copepoda; Harpacticoida; Harpacticidae
Product: trafficking kinesin-binding protein milt-like
Exons: 6
Coding region: 566-4285 (1239 amino acids)
Source: RefSeq, a predicted model, not a curated record